This is a messenger RNA of Verruconis gallopava, 744 nucleotides long. RefSeq lists its product as uncharacterized. Gene Ontology annotation, molecular function: SNARE binding; SNAP receptor activity. Gene Ontology annotation, biological process: intracellular protein transport; vesicle fusion; Golgi to vacuole transport. The coding region runs from base 1 to 744 and encodes 247 amino acids. Gene Ontology annotation, cellular component: SNARE complex; membrane; endomembrane system. The transcript has 3 exons. The record is from RefSeq and is a predicted model, not a curated record. Lineage: Eukaryota; Fungi; Ascomycota; Dothideomycetes; Venturiales; Sympoventuriaceae.
AUGAUGGCAUCUACAAAUGAGGAGGAUCCGUUCCUCCAAGUGCAAGCUGAUGUGUUGUCCCUACUCAACCAAACGCGCCCGCUGUUCUCGUCCUAUCUUCGAAUACGCUCUUCGGCCUCAUCAGCACAAUCUCCGGAGCUGCUAGAAGCGCGAGGUGACCUUGAAUCCACGCUCAAGGAGCUGUCCGAGGACUUAGCAGACCUGAUCCAAAGUGUUAAAGCUAUUGAGCAGGAUCCGUAUAAGUUUGGUGUCGAGCUCGAUGAAGUUGCACGGAGGCGAAGGCUGGUAGAAGAAGUAGGCGGCGAGAUCGAAGAUAUGCGUGAGGAGUUGGGCAAAACCAUUCAAGAAGCAAAAAAUAAAGGCAAUGGGAGUGCGCUGCCUGAUCCGGACACGUUUGAUGACGAGGAAGAUGGAUACGCAAUGUUCGAGCAAGAGAGGCAACAGGAGAUCAUGGCAGAACAGGACGAAGCAUUAGAUGGCGUGUUUCGAACGGUUGGGAAUUUGCGACAGCAAGCAGAUGCUAUGGGACAAGAAUUGGAUGAGCAAGCCCAGAUGCUCCACGAAGUGGAUACAAUCACGGACCGCGUCGGAGGGAAGAUUCAAAGUGGCAUGAAGAAAGUCCAGUGGGUCAUAAAGAAAAACGAAGGACAAGGGCUCAUGUUGGCAGACACGUAUUCAAGUUGCUGCAUUGCGGUUCUGAUUGUCGUUCUGAUCAUACUACUAAUAAUAGUCGUUGUGAUAUGA